AUGACGAGCAAAACAUUGUUUGCCUGUGUGUGUACGGUAUUUGUGGCGGCGCUGGGAGUGCCGGAGGCAAGUGCAAUUCGUCUGGAAUAUGUUGUGGAGGAUGGGACUUAUGUUGGUAAGUCGAUAUUCCAGAGAGAGGAGGCAAAAUUUGAUGUGGUCUUGAAUGUGACAAGGGUUAAAAAUUGAAAAAAAACCUCGCAACUCAAGAUUUAACGGACUUUCGCGCUUGCCAACGCAGCCAGCGACGCCUGGGCGGUGUCAUCAGGCGGAAUGUUGGGAUUACCUUACUACAGUGACGAACCUGAUCCAGUCGCAAAAAUAUACCAUUUUGCAUCCGGGAAGUAUCAAAAAAUGUGGCAAAAUACCUCCCUCUUCAAUUGAAAAACCUCCGUUUUGAAGCCCUUUCCUUUACAAAAGGCUCGCCUUUGAAAUCGGAGGUUUUUUGCUUGGAGAGGGAGGUAUUUUGCUACAUUUUUUGGUGCUUCCCGGAUGCAAAAUAGUACCUCCCAGCGCCUAAACCAAGGCUCCGUGGAGCCCCACCAAGAUUAUCCUGGGAUUCCAAAUCGCCAAGGCGUCGCUGCCGGGUCGCAAAACGUCUCUUUACGGCUAUCAGUCUAUCGGGAAAAUAAUGUGGAUUGUGGAUUCUCCGCGCCUUGAAAUCGCCGAUCAUCGCUUUAAGACAGCUUGCUGCAGCAGGAGAUUAGCCUCGCGACUGUUAAAUUUCUAUCUUGCAAGACAUUUUACUGCGUCAAAUCCACAUUACUUUCCCGACAAACCGUUACUACAUUUUUUGGCUAGAAAAAUCAUUUCUCUGCCCUUCAGGAACCAUCGCUGUCGGAACCCCUCCUCAAAGCGCCAACGUCGCCUUCGACACAAACGCCGGCCUCCUUUGGGUCCCGCAUGCCGACUGUAAAUGCGCCGACGAAUGUUAUAACGGUAAGUGAGCCCAUCAUUCAAGGGAACUCCAACAAAUUUCAGUUCCCGAACUCGUCUGCUACGACAUCUGCAAGAGCCAUUGUUGCGGGGGUGAGGAUAUCGAUCCGGGCAACAUAACAGAAACUUCGUUUGCGCUUUGCACCCGAAAGAAUGUCUUCAAUUCCGACGCCUCCAAGACUUAUAUUGACCGUAAGUUCGAGCAAAAAUUGCCAUACUAGUCCGUUCGCAAAGUCGCUGGAGUGAUUUCGGAGAUGUACACUGUGGAGAAAAGGCACAGUGUACAGCUCCCGUCACCGGCUUGAAACUUUUUGAACCAUCGUUUCACUGUGCGGAGAUUCACAGCAUCUUGGCUGAACAUAAAAAAAAAGAUCUUUCGUGCGGCUUCUGUCGGUUUUUGUACCCUGUUUUUGCCCGUACAAGAUGGCGGUACGGAUUGAUUUUUUCCCAUAAUUUUGGAUUAAGGCUAAAUUACUGUAAUUUCAUCGAGAUAUGACAAGUCUUACCUUAAACGAAAGCUUCUGUUCCCAGCUACAAAAUGAUUGCAAUAUUUCGAAAUUUUGUUGUUGUUUACGUUUUUUAUGGACUUUGGAAUUUGACCAUCUCGAAGAGGGACAUUAUUUAUGGGACAACAUAAUAUUUCCGAAAAAAAUAAUCUAAAUUUGUGCCAAGUUUUAUCAAAAUCUGAGUGUCUCAUUCUGACCACUCCCCUGUCAAUCUACACUUCGUUUUCCCUCCUCGUAACGAUCUUAUCCUCCUCUUCAGGAAAAUCGUGCGUCAUCGCCAACGUUCUCAACCAAACCACCAUCUUCAACGCCGCCCUGGACACGCUUCAACUGGGUGCCGCUCACAAGAAUGCCCCCAGAAUCAACGCCUUUUCCUUUGGGCACUCCUCCUCGCUGCCGACCGAGUACACGGACCUGAAAUACGACGGGGUGUUCGGGCUAGCGCGCAACGCACCACGAGGACUUACGACACCGAUUAAGCAGUUGACCAACCGCAGAGCCAUCCGCAACCCACUGGUCACGUUGGCCUUUGGCCAGCCCGAAAGUCCGCUGCAUCUGUAUGAUGCUGAGCUGACGAUUGGGGAGAUUGAUACGAAACGGUGUAAUAUUGACGCCAAAAACUUUUUCCCAACGGUGUCCAAGGACCUGUGGAACGGCAGAGUUUUGAGAACGUCCUUGAAUAACUCGAAUCAUGCCGAUUAUUUGGUAAGUGAAAAAAAUGACGUUAUCGGUCUGUCGGGAAAAUAAUGAGCACAAUGUCGCUGCCACGAUCGCUGAAGCAAAAAGAAAUUUGAUUUUUUCUUGACACAGCUCAUUUUCUCGGCAAGUUUCGAUUGCGUCUGAGUACUCAUUAUUUUCCCGACAGCUGAGAAGAAUGUGUUUUUUUUGAUUUGACGAGUGAUACUAGUCCUUCCGGAAAGUCGCCGGACUGUAUUUUGGAGUUUGCACUGUCUCAAAAAUGAAAUUUUCGUGUGGUUUUCCGACCGAAAAAUAUUUUUUUCGUAAUUAUUUUAUUUCUUUUGUCAACUUUGACACUUCGCUUGGACGAAAUUCACAAGUGGGCGGGAGACAUUUUUGCUCUAUUUUGGGUUGCCGUGCGCAGUGCGUGUCGCCGAUUUCAGCAAGUCGACUUUCCGGAAACGCUGCAGUGACGGACCUGAUCCAGUGGCAAAAAAACGUACCAUUUUUUAUCCGGGAAGUAUCAAAAAAUGUGGCAAAAUGCUUCCCUCUCCAAGCGAAAAAACUCCGUUUUGCAGCCCUUUCUAUUACAGAAAGAGCGGACGCUUUUUGAAAUUGGAGUCUUUUCAUUUGGAGAUGGAGGUAUUUUGCAACAUUUUUUGAUACUUCCCGGAUGCAAAAUGAUACAUUUUUGCCACUGGAUCAGGUCCGCCACUGUAUCACAUAAAAAUUUUCCUUGCUUGGCGAUCGUUCUACAGAGGGCUGACCGAAACAAGACAAGUCGACUUUUACGCCCUGAGCUCUUCCUUUUUGAGUUACGAUAAAUUUCCAGGCAACGAUCGACAUUUCCACUCCUUAUAUCCACUUCCCCAACACACUCUUCGGCAAUAUCCAAAAGAACAGUAAGUACGACGAGCUCACCGACACCAGGACCAUGGACUGCGACUUGGCCCGCAGAUAUUUGAACCGAUUCGCCGUCAACUUUGGCUUCGGGGACCUCGGUUUCAAUACGGAUUUGAUUGUGCGCCCCGACAUCGAGUAUCAGGGCAAAUGCAAAGUGAUGCUGAAGCCGGCCGAGGACAACGCGUUCGUGCUGGGCCUGCCGUUUUUGCAUCGGAAAUGCGUGGUGCUCGACCUGAAUGGCCGAAUCGGCGUGGCCGACUACAGAGAGCCCGAUGAGCCGUAA
Molecule: messenger RNA, 3303 nt
Organism: Bursaphelenchus xylophilus (pine wood nematode)
Lineage: Eukaryota; Metazoa; Nematoda; Chromadorea; Rhabditida; Aphelenchoididae
Source: the annotation of a GenBank genome assembly